Molecule: messenger RNA, 4045 nt
Organism: Trachymyrmex septentrionalis
Lineage: Eukaryota; Metazoa; Arthropoda; Insecta; Hymenoptera; Formicidae
Product: collagen alpha-2(IV) chain-like
Exons: 7
Coding region: 89-3970 (1293 amino acids)
Source: RefSeq, a predicted model, not a curated record
GCUGCGUGCGAUUAUCUCUGGGGAUCAUCCUCGUCAUUAUAGAGAGGCUGCGCGAACAAUGCCCUGCUGAAAAAGGAUUCUGGUCAAGAUGCUGCGGCGUGCAACUGCAGCCCUCUUCCUCUUGGUGAUUGCUACUUCCAUGUCGCAAUUCACUCAGGAAUUAACAAGCACCAAUCGAGAUGGCGAAGUGAUUUUAAGCAUCAGCGACGAACAAAAAAUUCAGUACUUAAGCCAAAACUUUGAAGCAGAUGCAUACAAAUAUGGUUACGAUGUCAAUCCACAUGGACAAUUUCAUCACGAAAUACGUGGCCUACAUGGGAUUACUUAUGGAUGUUAUGGCUACGUUGAUCCCGUUGGCCAUCUAAAAACAACAUUUUAUAUCAGUGACGGAUGGGGUUAUCGCGUUGUUCAACCAGGGAAGGACGUGGAACUUUUCCUUCACAAGCACGAACAUCAUGAGAACGGAGACAAACAUGAUCAUCACGAGCAUCAUGGUGUGAUUACAUCAUGGCAAGAGUUACAUUUUCCCAUGGUGUGUGCGCAAUACACAAAUACGAACAUUCCACCAAAUGAAGGAACAGCACCUAUUGGAAGCGGAUCAAUGAUUGAAACAAAACCAAAUCGACCUCCUUAUACGCCUGACUCAUCAGGACAUCCGGGCAUUCCCGAUAUUCCAAGUACACCAGGAAAACCAGGAACGCCGUCAUAUCCAGGACAUCCGGGUAUUCCUGGCAUUCCCGGUAUUCCAAGUACACCAGGAAAACCGGGAACGCCGUCAUAUCCAGGACAUCCGGGUAUUCCUGGCAUUCCCGGUAUUCCAAGUACACCAGGAAAACCGGGAACGCCGUCAUAUCCAGGACAUCCGGGUAUUCCUGGCAUUCCCGGUAUUCCAAGUACACCAGGAAAACCGGGAACGCCGUCAUAUCCAGGACAUCCGGGUAUUCCUGGCAUUCCCGGUAUUCCAAGUACACCAGGAAAACCGGGAACGCCGUCAUAUCCAGGACAUCCGGGUAUUCCUGGCAUUCCCGGUAUUCCAAGUACACCAGGAAAACCGGGAACGCCGUCAUAUCCAGGACAUCCGGGUAUUCCUGGCAUUCCCGGUAUUCCAAGUACACCAGGAAAACCGGGAACGCCGUCAUAUCCAGGACAUCCGGGUAUUCCUGGCAUUCCCGGUAUUCCAAGUACACCAGGAAAACCGGGAACGCCGUCAUAUCCAGGACAUCCGGGUAUUCCUGGCAUUCCCGGUAUUCCAAGUACACCAGGAAAACCGGGAACGCCGUCAUAUCCAGGACAUCCGGGUAUUCCUGGCAUUCCCGGUAUUCCAAGUACACCAGGAAAACCGGGAACGCCGUCAUAUCCAGGACAUCCGGGUAUUCCUGGCAUUCCCGGUAUUCCAAGUACACCAGGAAAACCGGGAACGCCGUCAUAUCCAGGACAUCCGGGUAUUCCUGGCAUUCCCGGUAUUCCAAGUACACCAGGAAAACCGGGAACGCCGUCAUAUCCAGGACAUCCGGGUAUUCCUGGCAUUCCCGGUAUUCCAAGUACACCAGGAAAACCGGGAACGCCGUCAUAUCCAGGACAUCCGGGUAUUCCUGGCAUUCCCGGUAUUCCAAGUACACCAGGAAAACCGGGAACGCCGUCAUAUCCAGGACAUCCGGGUAUUCCUGGCAUUCCCGGUAUUCCAAGUACACCAGGAAAACCGGGAACGCCGUCAUAUCCAGGACAUCCGGGUAUUCCUGGCAUUCCCGGUAUUCCAAGUACACCAGGAAAACCGGGAACGCCGUCAUAUCCAGGACAUCCGGGUAUUCCUGGCAUUCCCGGUAUUCCAAGUACACCAGGAAAACCAGGAACGCCGUCAUAUCCAGGACAUCCGGGUAUUCCUGGCAUUCCCAGUAUUCCAAGCAGACCAGGACAACCAGGAACUCCGUCAUAUCCAGGUCAUUCAGGAACACCAGGAACGCCAUUAUAUCCAGGGAAUCCAGGAACUUCUGGCAUCGCUGGUACUCCUGGCAUCCCUGGUACUCCAGGCAUUCCUGGAACACCAGGGUCACCAUUAUAUCCAGGGCAUCAAGGAAUUCCUGGCAUCCCUGGACAACCUGGAAUUCCAGGCAUACCAGGAAAACCAGAUCCAGGGCAUUCAGGAACUUCUGGCACUCCUGCUAUUCCAAGCAUACCAGGAAAACCAGUAACACCAUCGUAUCCUGGAUAUUCAGAGAUUCCAGACUUAUCCGGUAUACCAGAAACACCAGACAAACCAGGAACGCCGUCAUAUCCUGGACAUCCAGGAACUCCAGGCAUUCCUGGAAUUGUCGAAUUAUAUCCAACAUAUCCUGGUAUACCAGAAACUCCGGGAACACAAGAAAAACCGGGAACAUCAUAUCCAGGACACAUAGGAAUUAGUAUCGCUAGCACAUCAGGAAUAUCCGAAAAUUUAGGAAAACCAAUAUUGUCAUAUCCUGGAUAUCCUAUUUAUCCUGUUAUAUCAAAACCACCUAAUGUACCUUUACAUUCUGAGACGUUAGGUAAACCAGAUGAUUUAUUAUAUCCCGGGAUUGCCAUUACACCAAAUAGGCCAAGCAUUUCUUUCAAGCCGAGUGAACCAGGUUAUCCAGGUUAUCCAGAAUAUACAGAAGAUUCAAAGAAUCCAGAAGGGCCAAUAGGACCUGAGGGUCCAGUGGGAAGUAUAGGUCCGAUUGGUGAUAUUGGUGGCAUUGGAGGUAUCGGUGGCGUUGGUCCUGAUGGUCCCGACGGACCAUGGCCAACCGGUUCCCCGGGUCCUGAUGGACCAUGGCCUGGUGAUCCAGAUUACAUACCCGGAAUAAAACCAACAAGAAAACCUUCUCAUAAAAGUUCAAUAAAUCAUCCUACCAUUGAGUCAUUUGACACAGACAGAUAUAACUCCAUCUCGAAAUAUAGUUUUAAUAAUAAAACUGAUUCUUCGUAUACGAACUAUACUCUAAAAGAUAUCAAAUUGUCGAAGUUGUCAUAUCCAACAAAAGUUAAUACAUCAUUAUAUAUAAAGCAAAGUCAGUAUAGACCUCAAUACGGGACUCAAUCCACAUCGUCAAUCUAUGGGGAAAAGGAAACUACGUACAACGCAAAUAAAAUUAAUUCACUGUUGCAAACAGAUCUGACACCGUCAUCAUUAAAAUAUGAGAUUGAAGAUUAUCAAUAUACAGAUGUGUUGAAACCGAAUUCACAAUUUUAUGAUCAUUUGAUACAUACAGAAUCGCAACAAAUAAGGAAACCUUCGAAAAAUAACUUGAAGCAAUUUUUUGUGCACGAUCGGGAUCAGUAUCAAAAGUCAAUAUUUUAUCCAUCUUAUAACUCACAACAGCAAAAGCCUCUUAAAGGCUCAGAUCAAUCUGAUAAAUUAAAACAACAAGAAGACAAAUUUAAUGUGGAUGGACAAUAUAAUAAUUCUGCCGAUGUGGAUGGCAAAUUGAUUUCUAACGUGUCAUUUCAAUCGGAUGGACCUUCCUCUGCUCCGAACAGACAGGUAAAUGCACGCCUUGAGCAGACAUUCCGGAUGAAUCCCGUUCUCGAUGCUAUACGGGUUCAGCCGCCCAGCUCCAUCAACGUCAAGCCCUUAUCGUUACCUGUAGGGCCAAAUUCACAAGCAUGUCCCUGUUACUUAGUCGAGUCGAAUAACAACACAAACGUAGCAACCAGCUCGACUCUCACCUCUAUCAUUGGGCAAUUAGGAUUCAUUCCUGUUAUCUUCGUACCAUACUGUCCUGGCAAAGAGAUGGACAGCAAUAAGAUGAAACUUAUGUUCCCGUCCGCUACUCCUGUUCCAUAUGCAUGCGACACAUGUGAUACACAAGACAACAAAUUUGUUGUAAAAGCGCUCGAUAUAAAUCAACUUGGCAAUCUCGACUAUCUCAAAGAGGCAUUAUAUCAAUCCAAUCUUGGCUUUUUGAAUGUUCCAGUUAAAACCAACAUCGAGCGAAGAAGAAAGGCGAAAUGAGGAAUGUAACACUAACUUAUUAAGCUUAAGUUGCGAUCGUUCUAAAAAGAGCUUAUCUUCUCCCGGAGAAUAGAA